Molecule: messenger RNA, 951 nt
Organism: Mollisia scopiformis
Lineage: Eukaryota; Fungi; Ascomycota; Leotiomycetes; Helotiales; Mollisiaceae
Exons: 4
Coding region: 1-951 (316 amino acids)
Source: RefSeq, a predicted model, not a curated record
AUGGACGAUUAUAUCAAAUCCUUUAGCAGGCUUCAAGCAGGGCUGAGUCCCCUCAAGUAUGAGCGAUGUUCUUGGCAUGAGUUUGAAGCGGACUUUGACGUCCAUCAAGAAUUUGUCCAGCUUGUCGGGGCUGCCAUCAAAAGGAGUUGGCCUGGGCGUAGUUCUCUCUUGGUCGUUAUCGGAGGUCUUGGGCAAGCUCUCAGUACAUGGGACCAGGGAUUCGAGAUCCAACGAGAGACACCUCCAUCACCUCCGUCUCCAUCACUGCGACCUGAACAUUUAGGGUGCUGGACACCUGCCAAUAAUGCACCUGAAAAUCUUGCCGCCGUCGACUUGGAUCGACCGGAGCUUCGUGAUCUACCUGAGCGAUACCUAGCGGUAUUCUUGAACCAUAAGAAGAAGCACGGUAAGGAAUCCUACUUUCAACUGAAUCGAGAGACUUUCGCUAGUUCCCCGGUCCAAUUCGUGGAAGAGGCUCAGAGCCUCUACCGCGCUGUGGAGAAUAAGAUUCGUUGGGACUCUCAGCAUAGCAAAUUCGAUCACUCGCCGGCCGAGAAACAUCCCAUCAUCGACCCAAAGAUGGGCUGUCGAUCUUGUUCUCGGGAUAGAGCUAUGCUGUCAAAUGACCCUCUAGAAGGACUGUUCAUGUCUGAGAACGCAAGCAAGGUGUCGCCCACACCUGGAGAGUGGAGGAUGUUCUGGAAGCGGUGGAAGUUUCAUACUAGUGCAUUAUUUAGAGCAGCUUGUCAUUUUCUGUGCUCUCCCGAGAUGCCGCGAGAACAAUUCGAGCGCCUGAUUCUGGAACAUCUGGAGCACGACAUGAACUUUGGAAACUACAACAUCAUCCGCAUGGCUACGAAGGAACUCAAAAGAAAUCCAUUAGACUACAUUGCUUCGAAGCUAGGUUUUGCUCCUCGGAUGCAACCGUUGACACCAGAGCACCAGAGGUAA